AUGGAAAACCACAGCAUUGUAACUGAAUUUGUCCUCCUGGGACUUUCCCAGAAUCUAAGUGUUCAGAAAAUAGAAUUUGUUGCAUUUUUGUUUGUUUACAUAAUAACUGUCGGGGGCAACUUGCUAAUUGUGGGGACCGUUGUCUGCAGUCCUGCUCUGCGGGGCUGCCCCAUGUACUUCUUCUUGGCCUUCCUGUCCUUCCUGGACGCCUGCUUCUCCUCUGCUAUGACCCCAAAGAUGAUUGUGGACCUGCUGUAUGAGAGGAAAACCAUUUCUUUUCAAGGCUGCAUGGUGCAACUGUUUGCUGAACACUUCUUCGGUGGAGCAGAGGUGAUUGUGCUCACAGCCAUGGCCUACGACCGCUACGUGGCCAUCUGCAAGCCCCUGCACUACUCUUCCAUCAUGAACAGGAGGCUCUGUCAUGCUCUGAUGGGUGUAGCCUGGACGGGGGGCUUCCUGCAUUCCAUCAUCCAAAUUCUCUUCACUUUCCAGCUCCCCUUUUGUGGCCCCAAUGUCAUUGACCAUUUCAUAUGUGACCUGUACCCAUUGCUGAAGCUUGCCUGCACCGACACGCACAUCUUUGGCCUUUUGGUUGUUGCCAACAGUGGGUCCAUCUGCAUUAUCAUCUUCUCCCUCUUGAUUGUCUCCUAUGGUGUCAUCUUGUUCUCUCUGAGGAAGCACAGUUCUGAAGGGCGGCAGAAAGCCCUGUCCACCUGUGGGUCGCAUGUUGCUGUAGUGGUUUUGUUCUUUGUCCCCUGCAUAUUUACAUACGCACGGCCCCCAUCUGCCUUCUCCUUUGACAAAAUGGUGGCCAUAUUCUACUGCACCCUCUCUCCCCUGCUCAAUCCUUUGAUUUAUACUUUCAGGAAUAAGGAAGUGAAAAAUGCCAUGAGGAAAAUGUGGAAGAGAUUGGUGUUGGUGUCUGAUGAAAAAUAA
Messenger RNA from Chinchilla lanigera (long-tailed chinchilla), 936 nucleotides. RefSeq names its product olfactory receptor 4C15-like. Gene Ontology annotation, molecular function: olfactory receptor activity; G protein-coupled receptor activity. NCBI's taxonomy places the organism in Eukaryota, Metazoa, Chordata, Mammalia, Rodentia, Chinchillidae. Gene Ontology annotation, cellular component: membrane. Gene Ontology annotation, biological process: G protein-coupled receptor signaling pathway. The transcript has a single exon. The coding region runs from base 1 to 936 and encodes 311 amino acids. The record is from RefSeq and is a predicted model, not a curated record.